Diabrotica virgifera virgifera (western corn rootworm) is the source of this 590-nucleotide messenger RNA. RefSeq lists its product as uncharacterized. The record is from RefSeq and is a predicted model, not a curated record. The transcript is spliced from 4 exons. The coding region runs from base 64 to 459 and encodes 131 amino acids. Lineage: Eukaryota; Metazoa; Arthropoda; Insecta; Coleoptera; Chrysomelidae.
UAUCGAUCAAACUACUUUAGCAUUCAUUCCUCACCACACCAAAACAAAUAAUUUUUGGGUGCAAUGGCAGCAACGAGUCAAUAUACCGAUUAUGUGAUUCAAACAAAUAUUUUGAAGUCUUUAGAGGUUCUUGAAGAUAAAGCUAGGAAGGAAUGGCACGAUAAGUGGGGAUUUUACUUGGAUUUUCCUAAGAUAAUCCUUGAAGAAGCUUCCAAAUUGGGGUACAGCGAAAAACAGUACAGAAAAAUUACUCGCAGAGGAAAGAAUAUGAAAAUGAAUUAUUUGGAAGACGUAAUAAUUUCUGCAGAGGCUACUGAUGCUGUACCUACAACGUCAUCAGCUUUUGUUGGCUGGAGAGGCAACCAAAAAUAUUCUUUAGAAAAGUUUGGACCUUUGUAUGUCAGUCCGAAACAUACUCUUCCGUAUGAGCCACCGUACUAUUGCAUCAAGCUUGGAUAAUCUGAUUGUAUGGGCUCCCAAACAAAAAUUUUUAAAUGUAAAAUAAAAACGUUUAAAACUAACAGUAUUUCAGUAAUUGAUUAGCAAGUUUAAGGACAUAAUAAAAAUAUAAUAAAUAAUAGUCACCUAAA